Molecule: messenger RNA, 2608 nt
Organism: Microbotryum saponariae
Lineage: Eukaryota; Fungi; Basidiomycota; Microbotryomycetes; Microbotryales; Microbotryaceae
Source: the annotation of a GenBank genome assembly
AUGCGUCGACAUUCUCAACAAGCCCCACCACCGCCACCACCACCGAGGGACAUCCAUUCCUCGCCCUACGCCUCUCGCACGAUGACCUCCUCCCUCUCCUCUUCGUCGACCUCCACCUCGACCAACUCGUCCUCCCCACCUAGCUCGAUACAAUCCCGUUCCUCUCUGGCCUUCAAGCAGGCCAACGGGGGAAGACCAGCACAGGAACGCAGUGUUCGUUCGAAUCAAUCGGGUGAUUCGAAUGCGAUGAUCAGGACCGUCGAUCCGUUGGAAUUGUUUGUGAAACAACAGAGGAUAGGUCAGUUUCAUCGUCGGGCCGGCUCAGCGCCAGACAGAGAGACGCUGAGAGACUUGGGGUGAAAGGGGAACCUUGCGCGGCGCGCGCGCGCGCGCUGAUCAAAACACUGACGAUGGUGUUUCGCUUAGGCAAGGGAUCUUUUGGCCAAGUGUUUAAAGGGUUUUCGAGGCAUACGCAGAGGGCGGUCGCGAUCAAGAGUGAGUUGUAAAAGUAUUGCCGGAGCAGGAGCAGCAGCUGGGGGUUUGUCUCGUCAGGAAAGGGGCCCCGGAUUGGGUCUCGACUUGUGACGAGGAAAACUGAUUCUCGGUGUUUGUGUCGCGUGAGAAUAGUUAUCGAUUUGGAAGAUGCCGAGGAUGAGAUUGAGGAUAUCCAGGUACAUUUUGUGUUUGGCGAAAAGGUUGAUCUCACCUCGCCGACGCUGGAUCAACUGACACCCACACCCUUGCACACCAACAGACGGAAAUCUCGAUGCUCUCCUCCCUCGACUCCCCCUUCGUCACCAAAUACGAAGGCUCCUGGCUCCGCGGCACCGAACUCUGGAUCGUGAUGGAGUACCUCUCCGGAGGGAGUUGUGGCGAUCUGCUGAAACCGGGCGUCUUUAAAGAAGAAUACAUCGCCAUCGUCGUGAAGGAGUUGUUGAAAGGAUUGGAGUAUCUGCAUGGAGAGGGAAAGUUGCACAGGGAUAUCAAAGGUGGGUCUAGAGGAUCUGCCUCCCAAGUUUUCAGGUGUUGAAAGUUGUGCUCACUCCCUUGGCGCCCGACCCCAAAUAGCCGCCAACAUCCUCCUCAGCUCCUCCGGCGAAGUCAAACUCGCCGACUUUGGCGUAUCAGGACAACUCACCGCGACGAUGACGAAGAAGAAUACGUUUGUCGGAACACCGUAUUGGAUGUCCCCUGAGGUGAUCAAACAAUCGGGCUAUGAUUCCAAGGCCGAUAUUUGGAGUUUGGGCAUCACGGCGAUUGAGAUGGCUAAAGGGGAACCACCUCAUUCGCAAUUGCAUCCUAUGAAGGUGGGUUGGAGCCCCAAGAGGCGUUCAAUUAUAAAGUUGGGGACCUGACAGAUUCUUGCUCUAUUCAAAAAACAGGUCCUCUUCCUGAUCCCCAAGAAUCCACCACCAACGCUCGAAGGCGCGUUUAGCAAACCGUUCCGCGAAUUCGUCUCGGCAUGUCUUCAACGAGAUCCCCUUUUACGACCCUCAGCAAAGACUUUACUCAAGCAUCGCUUCGUAAAAGGUGCGAAGAAGACGAGUUGUUUGGCCGAAUUGAUUGAACGACAUCGGGUUUGGAAGUUGGAGACGUCGAAUGGGAGGGAUGAGGAGGGGGAUGAAAGAGGGGAUAGUGAUGAGGAGUGAGUGCAUGAACGGUACGCGCGCGUGGCGGAAAGAUGCUGAUCAUUUUCAUUAAUCAGGGAUGAUGGAGCUUCGGACGAUCUAUGGGACUUUGGCACCGUGCGGAACGGACACUCAAAAGCCGGCGGAGGAGGAGGCACCCUACGUCAAACAGGUCCCCUCCCUCCUCGACCUCCAUCAUUCGAACAAGGUCGACCUUCGAACGCACCACAAAAGCAAGCGACACCGUCCGCGGCGGCGAAUAGCGUCAAAGUGCGUGAUUACGCGCAACCACCGUCGAGGUCUCUAAAAAGUGACGGAGGAGCGUUCGAGACGAUUCGCGCUGGCGCCGGAGCAGGCCCUUCGUCAUUGCCAGAGGGCGUGCUACAGUCUCCGCCGAACGGUCGAGGGGAGAAGCAGAAAUACUCGACUGUUUCCUCCGUAUCGACUUAUUCGACCUUUGCGGCGGAAGAAGAAGAUCCAGAAGCCGGGUUCGAACGAGAGAGGGAGAGGAUGGGUAGGAUGAGCUUACAAGCUGGUCGAGGGGGAGGACCGAAUGGGGAAGAGAGAUGGUCGGGCGAUGGGAGUGGGAAUGAGAUGGGCUCGAUGCGGUUGCAGGGUGGCAUGGGUACGGUUAGGAGGAGUCAACAACAAGUCCAGCAGCACCAAAGAGAUGAGUCGGGGACGGAGGAGGAGUCGAUUCUAUAUACCGUCGUAUUGCCCGUUUUGGAUUCGGUGAGUUCUUCAUGCAUUCUACUCCCGCUCAGACGGUAUUACUGACGCGUUGGGAGUAUUCGCAGAUCCACGACCGCAUCACGAAUGAUCAAGCGAGGGAUUCGGUCUUGAGGUUGAGGAUGGCUUUGGAAAUGGCGGAGAAGGAGGCACCGGGGUUGAUCAAUGUGCUGAUCAGUGAGAUUGUGGACUCCGUUGAGGUGCGUACCGACUCACAAGCAAUUUGGGGAUAUGGAAGGAGAUCAAUCUGA